Molecule: messenger RNA, 462 nt
Organism: Chrysochloris asiatica (Cape golden mole)
Lineage: Eukaryota; Metazoa; Chordata; Mammalia; Afrosoricida; Chrysochloridae
Gene: MAL
Product: mal, T-cell differentiation protein
Exons: 4
Coding region: 1-462 (153 amino acids)
Biological process (GO): myelination
Cellular component (GO): membrane
Molecular function (GO): structural constituent of myelin sheath
Source: RefSeq, a predicted model, not a curated record
AUGGCCCCUGCAGCGGCGUCGGGUGGCAGUACCCUGCCCAGUGGUUUCGCGGUCCUCACCACCUUCCCCGACCUACUCUUCAUCUUCGAGUUUGUCUUUGGAGGCCUGGUAUGGAUCCUGAUCGCCUCGUCCUUGGUACCCAUCCCCCUGAUCCAGGGCUGGGUGAUGUUCGUGUCUGUAUUCUGCUUCGUAGCAACCACUGUCCUGCUCAUCCUGUACAUGAUGGGCGCCCAUGGUGGGGAGACUUUUUGGGUCACUCUGGAUGCAGCCUACCACUCUGUCGCUGCCCUCUUUUACCUCAGUGCCUCAGUCCUGGAAGCUUUGGGCACCAUUAUGAUGCAAGAAGGCUACACUUACAAGCAUUACCAUGAAAACAUCUCUGCUGUGGUGUUUGCAUACGUAGCCACUCUGCUGUAUGUGACCCACGCAGUCUUUUCUUUAAUCAGAUGGAAGUCUUCGUAA